AUGAGUAGGAAUUUAGCAACUUUGAUGAGCCAAUGCAACUCGAGAAGUGAACUAUGUGCUGCUCUUGAACCCAACCCAAGAAGAAUCCAUUUCAAUUCUACGGGGACAGAUGUAACAGAAGUACUCGAGAUGAUACUUUCCCUGUCCAGAAAUUCGAUCGAGCAGCAUCAGCAGCCCAUAGCGAUUAUCCAGAGUAAUGGCGGGACGUUGAGUUUCCCAGAUGUGGGUAUGAGCACUUCGGCGGCUAAGAAGAUCGCUGUUCUUUUCAGCUUAAUGCGAACUAUCCAGGUUACUGUGUCCACUGGGCAGAUAAGAACAAUACGCGAUGUUUACUACACAAACGUUGAGCUUUAUGGUGACCAGAGAAAGGUAGAAACAGGGCUCUGUUCUAUUGCAAAGAACCUUCACCUGAGUUCAAGAGACUCUCUCAACAUUUUACCAGCACAAAAAGGUCUUUGUUACAGCCCGUUCGAUAUCGUAGUGCAGACAAACGGUCAAGAGAAUCUCAUACCAGCCAAAACAUCUUCAAUGAUCCCAUAUCUGGCGCAGAAUUCAACAGCACGGAUUGUUAUGCGUGGGGAUGCUAAUUUGAAGUUGAUAGUUUUAGAAAAAGAAGCAGUUUACAAUAAGCUUGUUGGGGCCAAUACGGCAGAAGAUACGAUAUUCAUCACUGGCAAGGGAUAUCCCGAUUUUUUGACUCGUCUAUUUCUCAACCGGCUGCAACAGAAUAUUUGUAUACUGGACUGGAGAAUCUACACAGAUGCCGAUCCUCAUGGUAUCGAUAUUGCCUUAAAAUACAUGCAAAACGAUGACCAUGAGCACUACAUGUGCCAAAAAUUGGUCUACAAAGGAGCCCUAUUAACCCAAUUACUAAGGAGGAAAGAAGCGCAAUUCCUACAGAUGAGCCAGAGAGAUCUAUCAUUGGCAAUCGGACUGACCAACCGGCUCGCAAGCAAUUCCUCAACUAAGUUACUCAGAGUACAGUUACAAAGGCAAUUGUUUUUUCAGAAGAAGGCAGAGAUGAACUCACUGUUAACAAGCCAGUAUCUUUGA
This is a messenger RNA of Torulaspora delbrueckii, 1053 nucleotides long. It is a transcript of the gene SPO11, whose product is annotated as DNA topoisomerase (ATP-hydrolyzing). Gene Ontology annotation, biological process: reciprocal meiotic recombination; meiotic DNA double-strand break formation; meiotic DNA double-strand break processing. Lineage: Eukaryota; Fungi; Ascomycota; Saccharomycetes; Saccharomycetales; Saccharomycetaceae. The record is from RefSeq and is a predicted model, not a curated record. Gene Ontology annotation, molecular function: DNA binding; ATP binding; DNA topoisomerase type II (double strand cut, ATP-hydrolyzing) activity. Gene Ontology annotation, cellular component: nuclear chromosome. The transcript has a single exon. Bases 1 to 1053 code for a protein of 350 amino acids.